CAGCGACAGAAGCCACACACCUCCUGUGAAGAGGAGGCAUCAUUUUUUAGUCGUAACGCUUUGCGGCUUGAAAACGUCAUCUAUGGCGAUCGGUAGCUGUCAAAAGUGGCGUCCAAUGCUAGAAUACGUAGUUCACAAUAGUCUUAAGUCGGGUUUAACCGUGAUCCUGUUUGAAUAACUUUGAAAAAGUGUUUUCUGAAAUUCAGCAUUAAUGACUUUUCAAAAAGAAAUUCUGAUACGCACACAUGCUAGUGGCCCGUUUGUUUUAUGGUUGUGUACACGCUUAGAUAAGUGAAUAUGGAAUAUUCAUCAGUGGUAGAACUGUAAGGCCCGGUGUAUACGAAGGAAAAUAACUUUAUUUUGGUGAAAUGUAAUCCAGUGAAACCAGUUCAGAUUAGGGAAGUGAACCAAAGUGAAGUGAAUGGAAGCAUCUACAAUGAAGGAACCGGGCGAUGAUCCGGUUCCACUGAAGUGAGCCGUUCAGCUCGCAGAGUACUGUUAUAGAUGGAAAUAGAGUAACCCAUUUUCUAAUCAACCCAAACAACACAAAGAGACUGCCUGAAACAACGAAUCUGAUACUACGUAGUAAUCACCAGUCUAGCACAGUAGCAAUAAUGAUAGUUCGAAGAAGGAAGUGGACCAGCUUGUCGACUUAAAGUGUAGUGUUUACCGUUAACCGCCUAAUGGACUCUUCGCAGGGCAACCUAGCGCCCGGGCAAGAGAUACGAGUCGUCAGUGCCUCGGUAGUGGCGCAACUCCAAGCCCAAGGAUUACAGGGCAAUGAACUCAACGCAGCUAUUAUGGCUGCUUCGCAGCCACAAACUGCGCAACAGCAAGCUAUGCAGCAGCAACAAAUACAACAGCAGCAAUUGCAACAACAGCAAUUGCAGCAGCAACAGUUGCAACAACAGCAACAAUUGCAACAACAACAAUUGCAACAACAGCAACUCCAACAACAGCAGCAGCAACAACAGCAUCAGCAACAAGCUCAGCAACAGCAGCAGCAACAACAGCAAGCAGCUCAGCAACAACAAACUCAACAGCAGCAGGUGCAGCAGCAACAAACGCAACAGCAGCAGCAACAACAGCAGCCGCAGUCCACACCUCAAGCGGCUCAAUCUCAGCAGCAACAGCAGCAGCAACAACAGCAACAAGCACCACAACCUGCACAGCUGCAGCAGAUUCAGCAACUCACGCAGAUUCCUCAGCAGCAACCGCAGGUGAUCACUCUGCAGCAGUUGCAAAAUUUCCUCCCUCAACACCAAUUGAACACGAUCACCACUGCCGAUGGAACUCCGGUGCAGGUUUCGUCGGCCACGACAACUCCGGUGGGAACACCGGUGAAAACCUUCGUCACCUCGCCGCCUCAGAUUCAGCAACCGCAGGUUUUGAACCUCCAAGGAUUGCCCCAACAGUUUCUUCAGGGUGGGCAGAUCAUUCAGAAUCCCAAUGGCCUGUUCCAGAUGAUUCAGCCCGUUCAAACGAUCAAUGUCGAUGGACAGGAGACGGUUUUCUUACCUGGUGGUAUUCAGGGAAAUCAACUGGCUGGUGCGCAAGCUGUGCAAAUCAAUGGCCAACAGGCGUACAUCACCCCGUCCGGACAGCUGAUUCGGGCUCCUAAUGGAAUUGUUCCGAACUUCCUGCAGAACAUGACACAAGCAGUGCAGCUUCCCAAUGGUCAAAACGUGCAAGUCCGACCGGCUGGAGCUAUUCCGCAAGUUGUCCAGUUCCCAAUGCAGCAGACCAUACCGGUACAGGUACCCAUCUCAACCGGAAAUGGUCAAACCGUCUACCAGACCGUCCACGUGCCAAUUCAAGCAAUCGGUUCGGCUCUAGUCCAGCCACAGAUGCAAGUGAUACCGCAGAUUCCACAAGUAGCUAACAUAAUCACGCCUAGCGGGCAGAUCCAGCAAGUUCAGUUGACUUCUUUGAAUCCGCUAGCUAGUCUGCAACCUACGCCUGCCCCGCAAAACAUAAUCCUCCAGCAACCCUCGAAUUUGGCGCAAGCCACAGCACCUACUGCAAUCACUGCCGGAAACCCGCUGGUGUCAUCACUUCCAGCUGGAGCUGUGCAAUCCGGAGUGGCAGCUAGUCAGGACAACGGCCAACAAGGCCAAACACAGUCUCAACCGCAGCAGCAACCUAUAACGAUUGCUGGCCCGCAAGUCGGACAGCAGAUCACUGUGAUACCUACCAGCACUCUUCCACAUCUACGGCAGAAUGCAGCCAACAUCAUUCAGAUGCCAAACAUCCCAGGGCUGCAAGCGAUCCCGGUACAAAACAUUCCGGGAAUCGGAAAUGUUCAGGUGAUCCCGACAAAUUUCAUGCAACCGGUUCAACCGCAAACAGCGGCGUCGCAGCCUCAGUUGAACCCGGUCAAUCAAACAGGGCAAACUAUAUCCCUUCAGCAGGCAGCGGCGCAUCAAUUAUCAAGUAUAAAGCCGGAUCCAAGCGACCCCGGUAAGUGGUUCAUCAAGCAGGAAGUGAUUCCGAUUCAACCACAACCGGUGGCGGUCUCGACGGCGGCAGCAACGGCCGCAAUCGGGACCUCCGGUGGAAGUAGCAGCGUUGCCGGCAACACUGGUGCCACUGGAGCCAGUGUUGGCGGCACGGUCGUUACUUCACUUUCGCAACCUACGAUGAUCAACACCAACAUCACCGGAAGUCAUCAGAUCAAAGGUGAAAUUCUGAGUCCCACGACGCAGACGUCGGUCAACGUCAACAUCAGUGUGGGAGGGGGAGACGGAUCCGGGAGUAAUAACGAACAAACGCCCAAACCGCGGGUGCGGAGAGUCGCCUGCACCUGUCCGAACUGUGAAACGAAGGGCGAAGGACCGUCGGACCGCAAGAAGCAACACAUCUGCCAUGUGAGCGGGUGUAAUAAGGUGUAUGGGAAAACGUCCCAUCUGAGGGCGCAUCUCCGGUGGCACACAGGUGAACGACCCUUCGUGUGCUCGUGGAUGUACUGCGGGAAACGAUUCACACGAUCCGAUGAACUGCAGCGACAUCGAAGAACGCAUACGGGUGAGAAGCGCUUCCAGUGUCCGGAGUGCAACAAGAAGUUCAUGCGCAGCGAUCACCUCUCCAAGCAUAUCAGAACGCACAACAAACUGAAAAAGGACCACGUUCAUUAUCUGUACGAGUUGGGUGAGUCGAUGAAAUCGGGUGGCCUCAGUGACGAUGGCGAAGAUGAUCUGGAAAUGGCCGACGACGAUAUGAAAGAUAUGGAUGACGAUGACGAAGACGAUGACGAUUCUAUACCAGGCGGGCCCGGAGUGAUGAGCCAUCUCGUCAAACCGAAACUGGAACCAGGAGUUGCUGAAUCUGGCGGCGAUGUUUCGGUGGCGGUGACCAUGUCGGGGCAUGGACCUGGACCUCCGGUCGGGCUUAUGGUUGCCGGUGGUCACACUGCUGGACAAAUGCAACCAGUUGCCGUGACGAAUGGUAACGGGACCGGCAUAGUUUGGAUUGCUUCCGGAAGUGGUCCCCUGAUAGGGUUGCAGUCACAGCAGCAGGGUACUCCAGCUCCACCGCCACUCUACAGCAUCAAACAGCUCAACAAUGCGCAGGAAAUAACGAACUCGGCACAUUCAGCAUCCUCCGACAGUAACGACAGCUCGGACGAGAAGAUGAUGAUCACCCUCGGCAACGAAGACCAGGAUCAGUCGAUCGAGUCGAACUAACAGUUCGAAACGCUGUCCAUACAUCAAUUUGCAUCUUUCGACAGCUGUAGAUUACCGUUUGGGCAGUUUCAGGCGAACUUUUAGGCUUAUGCUUUUGGGAACAAAUUAGAAAUUGAAACGCGGUUUGAAAACAUAUUCACUGUUUCAAGCUCGUGUUCUGCCGAAAACCUGUAAGCAAUGCAUUGUCAGUUUAUGUUUUUAACCCUUUUUGCAAUAAAGUUCCUUGUUUUUACGUAUUUCUCUUAUCAUACUUCAAGUUACAUUUCUGGUUUUUCAAACUAGAAAUUGGACCAUGAUAAAACCUAAAAUGUUAGAAGAAGCAUUGUAAACUUUGACUUAUUUUCUUAGAGUUUUAAAACAUACUCCUUUAUAAGUUCGAAAAUAUAAUAAGUUUGAUCAUAAAAAGUAAGUUUAUAUCGCACGGUCUUCGUAUCUUCAAAUCACAUGAAGUGACAAUGCAUUGAUUGCGAACCCUCGAAUUAACCUAAAAACAGAAUCGAAAUCUCAAAUACAAAAUUAAUCUGACAACAACAAUAUCAGAGGCUCCAACGGACGAUGUGAUUAGAUGUUUUAUCCGCGCAAUGGAAACGAACGAUUGGCCGACAGAAGAAUAUCGACGAAAUUCUUUACGCAUUCGAGUAUCACGUUUUACCAGAUUUCAGCCCGAGGGAGAGAAAUCGCGGUGCUUUACACGCACGGAAAGGUUUUCAAUUUUAUAAGCAACCCUUCGGGAUCGGUGUAGAAACGAUUCCCAGCAAAUGUAGUGUAAUCGAUGUAAAUGUAUGCACAUCCACGAGAGAGUAAGAGUUUAGCGACGAUUAGUCUAGAUUUAAUAUCGCGAAGAAGCCACAACUGAUACCGUGAACUACGCCCCUCAUUGCUUUUACGCUUCUUUUACAAAUCGAAAACAUGCUCUGUACAUUGCAGCUUGAAAUCAAACUCACAAUUAGGUCCGAAUCUAACAACAACUCUAUGCUAAAACUGUUCUCGAUGUUCGUAUUAUUAGCCCGAGUAUGGGUCCAUAACCUAGGAAUGAGAUGCAAACGGGCAGUGACCGUUCCCUAUUUCGGUUCUUUAAGCUAACAAAUUAACUUUAGGACAAAUUUUAAUUGAAGAGACUUAUUUAUCUGAUUUAGCGUAAUGAUUGUAAUUGUUGGUUUUAAUUGUUUUCGUACGAUCCUUUUGGAAAACUAAUUUGGAUGCUAAAUUUAACUAGUAAACAGGAUAUUUGUACCUUAUUAUCUGCUAGGUUGGAAUAAUCCGUCUAAAUUCUAAAGUUGCUUCCGUUAAUUACUGAAACAAUGCCUGUACAUUAUUACUUGUGUAAUCGUCUACUCGGAUAGGCUG
Molecule: messenger RNA, 5030 nt
Organism: Aedes aegypti (yellow fever mosquito)
Lineage: Eukaryota; Metazoa; Arthropoda; Insecta; Diptera; Culicidae
Product: transcription factor Sp4
Exons: 8
Coding region: 684-3683 (999 amino acids)
Biological process (GO): regulation of transcription by RNA polymerase II
Molecular function (GO): RNA polymerase II cis-regulatory region sequence-specific DNA binding; DNA-binding transcription factor activity, RNA polymerase II-specific
Source: RefSeq, a predicted model, not a curated record